Gaeumannomyces tritici R3-111a-1 is the source of this 1861-nucleotide messenger RNA. RefSeq lists its product as hypothetical. The transcript is spliced from 6 exons. The record is from RefSeq and is a predicted model, not a curated record. The coding region runs from base 1 to 1122 and encodes 373 amino acids. NCBI's taxonomy places the organism in Eukaryota, Fungi, Ascomycota, Sordariomycetes, Magnaporthales, Magnaporthaceae.
AUGCCCAAGGCUACAGGCUCCAUCAGGCUCACGGCCAACUCCCACGGCGGCCAGGAGCCCUGGCAGUGCAACUCGGUAGGUCCAUGCGAGCGCCGGAUCACGCAUCUCCCCACGAGGCGCCGCCGAGUCCAGCUCUUGGCCCCUCGGCCCUGCCACAGUGUCUCGUCCUUGGCCCCGGCCUGCCCGGUCUCUUCCGGUGGCAUCCCCGUGCAUCCUGGCGGGCUGGCCACGGCGGCCUGCAGUAGGCGAGGCCGCCAACGCGAUGGCCGCGAUAUCCGGGACGCGAGCUCCAUUCGGCUCCGUCUGGAAGGCCCCGUCCGUGUGGUUGGAGACGAAGCCUCUGAGUUGAAUCCCAGCCCGUUGCAGCCGGUCCGCCCCGAGGGCGGCACGGUAGGCCCAGCUGCAGUCCCCAUGGCUGCUCGCUUCGAAAAUUGGGAUGAACUGUCUCAUGCCCUCUCUGAGCACUCGUCGUCGACUAUACGCUCCGGGUUCCGAAGGUCGCAUUGGGGCCUGGGCGUUCCCAAGGUUGAGGAACGGUCUAGCAAGACGAGGACUCCCUCUUUCCAGCAUAAAAAGAGACGUUGGUGUCGCAGUCUAUCAAUCCCCCAUGUCGCCGAGUCGGUUCCGGACGCGGCGGCCCAGCGGUCGCUUGAUCUCGAGCCCGGGGAACGGUGUGCAUGUCUGCCCACACCCAACAGCCUACCCCCACUUGCAGACGAACCCUUUCUCGUCCUGCAACCCACAUCCCGCCCCUCCAUCGCGACAUCGCCAGCGACAGAGUUGACGCUCGGGGCCGCCACCUCUGUCCUCCUAUCGUUCCUCCUCCCGGAUCCGCUAACCAGAUGUAGCACCACCUGGUCGCUGCCUACUGGUGGAAUUGCGUCGAGUGCUCUCGCCAUCCCGCCUCGUCUCGCUGCAGCUUCGGGAUGCUACCGCUACCUUCUUGGCGGUGCGUCGCAGCGACCCCGGCACCUCGUCACGCCAGAGCUGCUUGGGAGGGGGGCGAAGGAGAUCAGGCCGAUGACGGCCGGCCCUCUGUCCCACCUGGAUCAUCCACGGACGCCCAAAGGCCGCGUCUCCUCGCUGGGUGGUGCCCAGCCGGAAGGAAAAGACACGAUGUGAUAUCGUGAUUUGUGUCUGACGUGCCAGCGAUGGCCGCCCCGUCUCUUCCCUUUCCUAUUGGCGAUAACACCAAAGAUUGGCCAACUUGCUGAUAUCAUCGGACCGAGGAACCGUUAAGGCACAUCCCAACUGCAUGUCAUCGGCAUGCAUGCCGGUGGCCACCGCCGUUUUUCUUACUCAUCUCAGCCCGGCGCCCAAAUCUACAUGGCGUCCGGUCACGGUCACGGAAAGUUCGACAGAUGAGAGAGAGAGCGCGAACACGUAGAACAAUUCCGCCAUCACACCCACGCCUAUUCGCCACAGACAUGGGCGAUAUCUAAUGGGUGCACGACCGUCUCCCGUCUCGCUGGAGGCUAUGUACUGCGGAGCACCCGGGCGAUGCCCAAGUCAGCGCCACGGGCUUCUCCCGAAAAAAAAAAAAGGUUGUUACACUACGUUCAAAGAAGCGGCUGUUCAGAUAGGGUCAGACUCCCACUCGAUAGGCGGGAAAGACGGGGAUAUCGCGGCUAGAAACAAACACUCCUAAGCGGAUCGAGAAACAACCAACCUCUAGGGCUACUUCCAGACUGUUCAGGCAAAGGCAGUGGUGGCCAUGCCGCCCACGCCUCUACUGUCCGGCGGGUUUCUCUUUGCAUGAUCUCCGAUAUUGGAUUUUUGCUUCCUACCCGCCCCGGCUCCGGCGCGGCCGAAUGCCACAUCUGGAAGACGCCCACGGAGAAACAUGCCAGCUAGGAGGGGG